This is a messenger RNA of Cuscuta epithymum, 1030 nucleotides long. The record is from the annotation of a GenBank genome assembly. NCBI's taxonomy places the organism in Eukaryota, Viridiplantae, Streptophyta, Magnoliopsida, Solanales, Convolvulaceae.
GACCAGCCCAUCAAAUUUGAUCCAAAAAAACAUCCAAAUUUACCGCACUUGGUCGAGUCGCACGGAGUCAAGGUCGCAGUCUGCCAGUUGCAGCCCCGCACGCGGCACGCGGCACCCGCCUUACGCCGCCGCAUCCCCUGACGCGGCACGCCGCAACCGCCUCACGCCUCCCUGUGCCUGCCGCCGCUGCGUGGUAGUCUGCUUCUCACUUCUAACCGCCCCAGACCCCAGAGGCAAUCAUGGCACUUUGUGGGGAAGAGGUCAUUUCUUUUAUGGAACUAGCUCUUCAACAAGCUAAGCUUGCGUUAGACAGCCUUGAAGUGCCGGUAGGUUGCAUCAUUGUUGAGGAUGGUGAGGUCAUUGCUUCGGGAAGGAACCGAACCACAGAGACUAGAAAUGGCACUAGACAUGCUGAGAUGGAAGCCAUUGAUCAUCUACUUGAGAAAUGGAAGAAAAGUGGAGUUUCACCGGGUGAAGUUUAUGAAAGAUUUUCAAAAUGUGUGCUUUACGUAACAUGUGAACCAUGUAUAAUGUGUGCAGCGGCCCUGUCUUACCUUGGCAUUAAAAAAACUGUUUAUGGAUGCUCAAACGAUAAAUUUGGUGGUUGUGGAUCAAUAUUGUCAUUGCAUGCCGGGGUUGGAGCUGCAAAUAAGGGCUUUGAAUGUGUUGGAGGUGUGAUGGCAUCUGAAGCAAUAUCUCUUCUGCGCAGCUUCUAUGAACAGGGAAAUCCAAACGCGCCCAAACCUCACAGACCGCUGAAACAAAUGAACACAUGAUAUGAAGCCUUUAGGCUGAGGAGGAUUAUCCGCCCCCUUCUAUAGAAAUUGUAAUGAGUUCCUGAUGGUUUCUUUCACUUGAUCUUGAAAAGGCAAUUAUUCUCUUACCUCUGUUUUAAAUAUCCACAUUAUUAGACAACAAAUAUCCUAUUACUUUCAUUUGAGGCAAUUGCUGUUUCUGAGUGCCGUAUGAUUAGAUUUCGGGCACACUUGUCAAUAUAAUUUGAAGAGGUAGUACAAAAUUUGAAGAGGUA